Messenger RNA from Cladophialophora bantiana CBS 173.52, 1038 nucleotides. RefSeq lists its product as uncharacterized. The record is from RefSeq and is a predicted model, not a curated record. NCBI's taxonomy places the organism in Eukaryota, Fungi, Ascomycota, Eurotiomycetes, Chaetothyriales, Herpotrichiellaceae. Bases 1 to 1038 code for a protein of 345 amino acids. The transcript has 2 exons.
AUGGAACACUUCUUUGACGAAGAAGACCUCCAAGCUACGGGGCUUAAUCUUCCUAGGACAACGUGGCUUGGAUUCGAUCAUGACACAACGCAAUUCUAUGAUGUCGUCGACUUCGAAACAUACCCAUUUCUACGUGGAUGGACCCGGGCUGAACUUCUCGACCUUAUAGUUGGGCGUUUGUCCCGAAGUGCCUCAUACACCUCAUCUAUGCUACAAUCUUGGUUUACUCUUGGGUUCCUUGAAGCAACUUUUAGGCAGCGAUUCGGCACUUGCGAUUUCGUGUCGGGUGAUCAAGUUUUUUGUACGCGCUUCCUUCGGCAGUUCACCAAAGAAAAGAUUGAAGAAGUCUACGAUAUGCCCGAUGCGGAGGUUGUGCAGUUCCUAGAGGCCCUUGAUGAGGCGCAGAAGGUGGCCUACCAAUGGACCGUGAAGCGCGAGUUGAUGGCCAUCGACCUAGCCGCUCUUCUUGAAGCCAAGGACCUCAAGUCAGGUCGUCAUCAGGGAUGUACCAAAAAUUCUUGCAUCGCGUACCAACUGCUAGAAGAGACAUACCAGACGUCUCAUAUCGACUCAUCGUGUGCUUGUAGUUUCAUCGCAGCACCACCUCACCGCCUAGCAGCCAUCCUUCGACAAGGUGAGGUGCCGGUCUUGAACUUGGACGCCCUUUUGGAUGAUUCAAAUGAAGAGACUGUUACUUCACUCAAAGGAAAAGCCAAUUUGAUUACAUUCUCCCAUGUCUGGUCGGACGGCCUCGGCAGCCGUGCUGAGCGAGGCAUUCCUAAAUGCCAAAUCAAGCGGCUUCGCGACUUGGUUGCCACCGCAAACGCUGGUGACGCGGCUCAACCAAGCCUCGCUUGGAUUUAUUCCAUGUGUAUCCCCCGAGAAGAACCCCUCCGGCAUGCGGCAAUCCAAUCGAUAGCUUCUGUUUUCCCAUGGCGUGGAAGACUAUCGUUCUGGACUCGAGCCUCCAAAAUUUUGAUCCCGACCACCGGCCAGCCCAGGAGCUGGCUGUCCGCAUACUAUGUUCGACUUGGAUGA